Messenger RNA from Wyeomyia smithii (pitcher-plant mosquito), 1263 nucleotides. RefSeq names its product protein 60A-like. The transcript has a single exon. The record is from RefSeq and is a predicted model, not a curated record. Gene Ontology annotation, biological process: SMAD protein signal transduction; BMP signaling pathway. Bases 1 to 1263 code for a protein of 420 amino acids. Gene Ontology annotation, molecular function: cytokine activity; growth factor activity. Gene Ontology annotation, cellular component: extracellular region. NCBI's taxonomy places the organism in Eukaryota, Metazoa, Arthropoda, Insecta, Diptera, Culicidae.
AUGUUCACCCUACUGUUGCUCCCGCUUUUGGUGCAUCCCGUUGUGGGUUUUUCAUCGGCCACCGGUUUCUACGUGGAUAACGGACUGGAUCAAACUAUUCAGGAGAAAAGUGUGACGCUCCAGGACCGGCAGGAAAUCGAACACGAGAUUCUAGAGCUGCUUGGCCUGCCAGACCGACCAAAUGAAAAACACAUUCAUCCCUCGCUGAGAAAGUCCGCGCCGCAAUUCCUGCUCAACAUCUAUCGUAAAUUUUCUCAAGAAACUACCGGCGUAGUUCGCCAAAAGCGGAGCACCAUCUACAGCCGGAGUCUGUUCACGAUUGCGGACGAGCGAGCGAUCGAGGAGAGCGAUGUGAUCAUGUCGUUUUUGAACAAAGGUAAUCGGAACAUGCCAAAGGUUCGACAUCGGCGGUAUGGCGAACGAUUGUGGUUUGACACUCGAGAGACGCAGGAGGAUAGUGGAAAAGUUGUUUACGCGAGUUUGAGAAUUUACAAAAACGCCACAAUUGAUCACUGGAAUGCGAUCACAAGCGGGCGGCUGGUGACGGUGCGAACGUCUAUAAUUCGAGAUUACGAUUCGGAGCGUGGUGAACAUGAGCUGGAGUUUUUGGCAGAUCAAACUGUACCGUACAACUAUGAAGGCUGGUUGGAGAUCAAUGUGACUAACGCGAUGAUCCGCUGGAUGGCCAACAAUAUUAGCAACAAGGGGAUCUUUGUGGAUGCCAGUUACACCGAGAGUCCACAGAAAAACGUUCGACCCCAAGAUCUGGGGUUGAUUCUGUCCAACAAAUUCGGUCGCUAUCAACCCUUUAUGGUGGUGUACUGCAAGGGUCGUGAGUUGGUUAACCCCAAAACUCAUCCAAAUCGUUCCAAGCGAAGCGUUGUACGAGAAUACAAGAAGACAGUGAAGCCGAAGAAUCCGUUCCUGGAGCGAUGGGUGCAGCGGGAGAAGAGUUGCCAGAUCCACACGCUGUACGUCAGCUUUCGUGAUUUGCACUGGCAGGACUGGAUUAUCGCACCGGAAGGUUUUGGGGCAUUUUUCUGCCACGGUGAGUGCAGUUUUCCGCUGAAUGCCCACAUGAACGCAACCAAUCACGCCCUAAUACAGAGCCUGGUGCACUCGAUCAGUCCGGGACGCGUGCCGAAGCCGUGCUGUGCACCGACGCAGCUGAAUCCCAUUUCCGUGCUUUACCACAUCGAUGAUGCCAAUAUCAAUUUGAAAAAGUAUAAGAACAUGGUGGUGAAAAGUUGUGGCUGUUUGUAG